Molecule: messenger RNA, 2600 nt
Organism: Glycine soja
Lineage: Eukaryota; Viridiplantae; Streptophyta; Magnoliopsida; Fabales; Fabaceae
Product: two-component response regulator-like APRR9
Exons: 8
Coding region: 266-2341 (691 amino acids)
Biological process (GO): cytokinin-activated signaling pathway; phosphorelay signal transduction system
Molecular function (GO): protein binding
Source: RefSeq, a predicted model, not a curated record
UAGAUAUUUUCUGAAACCAGGAUAUUUUCGGUAGCCGUUGGAUCCGAGGGCUUUUAACGUUGGUGUCUCAUCCCACGCCGUUCGAUCAGUCCGAUGUUAAACUUAACGGUGUCUCUCUGUCCACCCUUGCUUCCAUAUAUCGCCUUUUUCUUUCUUGCUUUUUUAUUUUUUACCCUCCAAACUUCGAUGCGAGAUAUUGUGUGCUUGCUUAGAGAGGUUUUGGUUCCGCAGAAGAUUCUGAAUUCUGAUGCUCUAGUGCGAUUCCAUGGGAGAGGUGGUCAUCAUGAGUGGAGAGAAGAAGUCAGUUAGAGUGGAGGGGGUGGAGAAGGAAGAUAGUGGUGGAAGUGGGAGCAAGGCUGGUGAAUUUAAGGGGUUGAUGAGGUGGGAGAAGUUCUUGCCCAAGAUGGUUUUGAGGGUGCUGUUGGUUGAAGCAGAUGAUUCCACAAGACAAAUUAUUGCCGCGCUUCUCAGAAAAUGCAGCUACAAAGUGGUUGCUGUUCCUGAUGGCUUGAAGGCAUGGGAAUUACUCAAGGGAAGACCGCACAAUGUUGAUCUAAUUCUGACAGAAGUGGAUUUGCCAUCCAUAUCUGGCUAUGCACUUCUCACAUUAAUUAUGGAGCACGAGAUUUGCAAAAACAUCCCUGUUAUAAUGAUGUCUUCCCAAGAUUCAAUUAGCACAGUAUACAAAUGCAUGUUGAGAGGUGCUGCUGAUUAUCUUGUUAAGCCUAUUAGAAAAAAUGAACUGAGGAACUUGUGGCAACAUGUUUGGAGAAGACAAUCAUCAACCACUGGUAUUAAUGGCCUCCAAGAUGAGAGUGUUGCACAACAGAAGGUUGAAGCCACUGCAGAAAAUAAUGCUGCUAGUAAUCGUUCAAGUGGUGAUGCUGCUUGCAUUCAGAGAAAUAUAGAACUAAUUGAGAAGGGAAGUGAUGCACAGAGCUCUUGUACCAAGCCUGACUGUGAAGCUGAGAGUGACCCUGUCGGUAACAUGCAGGAAUUUUCUCUGCUGAAAUGUGGGGAAGCAUAUCCAAGUGGAACAGAGACACAACAGGUUGAAACAAGCUUUCGCUUAGGCCAGACAUUAAUGAUGCAUGACUGUCAUGCUGGAGGAUUAAAUGUGAGUAUCCGCAAAAAUGGUGAGGCAAGCACGACUAAUGACAAGGAUACUGAUACAGAGCAUUUUGGGAAUGCUAGCAUCAGUGGUGAGGCUCAUGACAAUCCCUAUGUUCAAAUUAACUCUUCCAAGGAAGCUAUGGACUUGAUUGGAGCAUUUCAUACUCAUCCAAACUGUUCCCUGAAAAAUUCCACAGUUAAUUGCACAGGCAACUUUGACCAUUCUCCUCAAUUGGAUCUUUCUUUGAGAAGAUCUUGUCCCGGAAGCUUUGAGAAUAAACUCACUGAAGAAAGGCACACCCUGAUGCAUUCUAAUGCUUCAGCUUUCAAGCGGUAUACUACCAGGCAAUUGCAAAUAUCAAUGCCUGCAGUGUUAAUUAACUUCUCUGAUCAACAAAGAGAACAGAUAACAAAUUGUGAGAAAAACAUCUCACACAUCGCUACUGGCAGCAACUCAGAUAGUUCAACACCUAUGCAAAGAUGUAUUGUGUCUCCAACUACAGUCCAAUCAAAAGAAUCUGAACUUGCAACCUCACACCCCCCGCAAGGACAUUCUCUCCCAAUUCCAGUAAAGGGUGUAAGGUUCAAUGAUCUAUGCACAGCCUAUGGUUCUGUACUUCCUUCAGUGUUUCAUACACAGUCAGGUCCACCAGCAAUGCCAAGUCCAAAUUCAGUUGUGCUCCUUGAACCAAACUUUCAAGUAAAUGCAUUUUAUCAGUCAAAUAUGAAAGAGAGUAGUUCAGAGCAGCUUUAUGAAUCUCGUGGUCCAAAUGGAAACACCACCCAAAACCACAUUGUGUACACACAGGAGCACAAAUCAGAACAUGCAGAAGAUCGAGGACAUAUCUCUCCUACAACUGAUCAAAGUGUGUCAAGUAGUUUCUGCAAUGGAAAUGCAAGCCAUCUUAACAGCAUUGGUUAUGGAAGCAACUGUGGAAGUAGCAGCAAUGUUGAUCAAGUUAACACUGUCUGGGCAGCUUCAGAGGGAAAGCAUGAAGACCUCACAAAUAAUGCAAACUCUCAUCGAUCUAUCCAAAGAGAAGCAGCUCUAAACAAAUUUCGCUUGAAAAGGAAAGAGAGAUGCUAUGAGAAGAAGGUUCGAUACGAGAGCAGAAAAAAACUAGCAGAGCAGCGUCCCAGAGUUAAAGGACAAUUUGUUCGUCAAGUGCAUCCUGAUCCUCUUGUUGCAGAAAAAGAUGGCAAAGAAUAUGAUCAUUCAGAUUUCUGACUCACUGGAGAGGAGAGCAUGAAUUCCUUAGAGUAUAUAGUUGCUUCAAAAUUUUGUUUUCCUGAAUCCUUAAAUACCAGAAGCACUUAAUCUGUAUAUGCUUUCUAAAACCGUUUUUCUUAUUUGCCCUUACUGUAGAUCGUGAUAUAUAAUAUACCUGAUGUAUUAUAUCAUUGUAAUUUUACAGUCUUAUAGGGAUCUUCGUGCAUCAUUAUUUAUUUAUUUAUUUAUUUAUUUAUAAAGAGUUGUUUACUUACAA